Hippocampus zosterae (dwarf seahorse) is the source of this 1840-nucleotide messenger RNA. RefSeq names its product gastrula zinc finger protein XlCGF57.1-like. Bases 74 to 1471 code for a protein of 465 amino acids. NCBI's taxonomy places the organism in Eukaryota, Metazoa, Chordata, Actinopteri, Syngnathiformes, Syngnathidae. The record is from RefSeq and is a predicted model, not a curated record. The transcript has 2 exons. Gene Ontology annotation, molecular function: DNA-binding transcription factor activity; RNA polymerase II cis-regulatory region sequence-specific DNA binding. Gene Ontology annotation, biological process: regulation of transcription by RNA polymerase II.
AUGCGUUCAUGUCAGGUGACCAAGGCAACGCGGAAGUCUCCCAUGUUUACGUUUCGUUUGCUUUGUGGUGCAAAUGGCGGACGAGGACAAGGAAAAGCAAGGCCUCGUUCGGCGGCGGCCGGAGCCGGGCGGCCGAGACCGAGAGAAGAGCCUGAGGGCGGCCGUCGAGCGACAACUUUCGGCGGCGGCCGAACGCGUCGUACGGCUACUGCAGGAGCGGCCCAGCUCGGGUGACCGUCGGCUCAGGCGGAUGGUGAUGGACGCCGUCGCCGCCGCUGUCGAGCGAAUCUUCAGCGAGUAUCAGGCGGUGGCCGCGGGAACGGGAGCUGAUGUAAAUUACACAGAGGUUGAACCCGCUACGUCGGAACGGGAUCGCCCCACCGGCUUCCCCGCCCACGAUGGGCCAAGAGAUGUCGGCGGCAAGCCGCACCGAUGCCGAGUGUGCGGCAAGUCGUUUGGCAGAAAAGGCUUUUUGAUGAGGCACGUGGACAACCACGCCGAUGACGCAGAGCCCGCAUGCGGCCUCUGUGGCGUCCGCGCCACCUGCGGCGAGGACCUGCGGCCCCACCUGCAGACGCACCGCGACAGCAACAGGACCUGUGACGCCUGCGGAAAAAAGUUUCUCUCCGCCCGAGCGCAGGAAACGCACCGGCAACUCCACCUGUGCCGGCAGAAUGCUCAGAGCCACCGGCCCAGUGGGCCCCCGGAGGUCCCCGUGCCCACGGCCCCGAUGGGUCUGCAGGUUGAGGGUCAGGGCCGCGGUGGGGGCGCCAUUGAGGAGCAGAUCCAGGACGGCGUUAAGGACCGCGUUCAGGACCGCGGGGAGAAGCGCGUCCGUGGCUCGCGUGACCGGCCCUUCCCCAAGAGUUCGCCGGCGUCGGCGUGCAGGGGUGCUUCGGAUCGCCAGCCCUUCAUCUGCGAGUUCUGUGGGAAGACCUUCACGGAGAAGGCGGCGCUGAAGCGGCACCUGAAGCGGCACACGGGGGGCAGGCCGCGAGUCCACGGCUGCGACGAGUGCGGCAAGAAGUUCACCAUGAGCCAGCACCUGCACGUGCACAAGAGGAUCCACACGGGCGAGAAGCCCUACGCCUGCCGGGUGUGCGGCAAGACCUUCCGGCAGGUGGGGAACCUGGACGCGCACGCCAAGAUCCACACGGGCGAGAAGGCCUUCGUCUGCAGCCUGUGCGGGAAGAGCUUCCGCCAAAAGAUCUCGCUGGAGACGCACGAGCGCUUCCAUCGGAAGGACAAGGUCUUUGCUUGCCACGCCUGCGACAAGAGCUUUGUGCAGAAGGUGGACCUCAAGAGGCACAUGCUGACGCACUCGGGCGAGAAGCCGCACGUUUGCCGCAUAUGCCAAAAGCGCUACCAGGAGAAACGCUCGCUGGAGGCUCACAUGAAGGCGCACGUCGCCGCCGCUGUGGCUCACGACGCCGACAAGCGCCCUGAGCGCCAAGACUUGCUGGAGCUCUGAGUCUGGGGACAAGUACAUCAUCCAGGCCUCCCAAAACAACAGCGAGGUGAAUUUGUUUCGGGACCGCUCUCAUUACUCCAAACUCUCCACCCUGUCUCGGCCGAGUGUGAUUUGAUUGUUUUCGCUGGGGAAGUCAAAGAAAAGACGAAUAUAAAUUUGUAUAUUGCCAAACGUAAAAUUGUUCCACUGGUGAUUUGUGUAAAUACGUAUUUUUGACGUCCGUCUGAAGCACAUUUUCAUUCUUGCUUAUCGAAGAAAAGAACCGCUCAGAUGUUUGAGGCAUCACUUCGACUUCAAACUGCCCCCCAAAAAUUUAAUAUGGAAAGUCGAAACGUGAUGCUUGGGUAAAUUCUCGGUUGUGUCUCUUUA